Messenger RNA from Zalophus californianus (California sea lion), 4617 nucleotides. RefSeq names its product large tumor suppressor kinase 1 (gene LATS1). Gene Ontology annotation, cellular component: spindle pole. The record is from RefSeq and is a predicted model, not a curated record. Gene Ontology annotation, molecular function: protein binding; ATP binding; protein serine/threonine kinase activity. Bases 411 to 3812 code for a protein of 1133 amino acids. The transcript is spliced from 8 exons. Gene Ontology annotation, biological process: hippo signaling; regulation of organ growth; peptidyl-serine phosphorylation. Lineage: Eukaryota; Metazoa; Chordata; Mammalia; Carnivora; Otariidae.
GCCGGGAAAUGCCUACAUCCGGGAAACCUGCGGCGGAGUGCGGCGGCGGCGACACCGAGUGGAAGGCAAAAUGGCGGCGGCGGCGGUGGACUGGUGCUGAGGGGAGAGCCAGGUCCCCGCGACCCUCGCGACGGGCCGCGCUGACCUGGAGCAGCUCCCCGGCGUCUCUCCCCGCCCUGCCCCACCAGGGAUACCUGGGGUCCCCGGGACGGGCUCCAGCCGCCUGGGCGACCGCCCUCGGGCCCGUGGCCGCUGUCCAGGAGCCCCGCUCUCCCCUGCAGGGUUAAUUAUUUAGAUUGUAAAGAAUUUCAUCAUUCCUGGGGACUUCUGCAAAGGAUCUUUUUCGGUUUUGCUCAAGAGAAAAUUCUGGAUCUAUCAAGUAGCUCUUAAAGAAAUCCUUUGUGUGGGUUAUGAAUAUAGAUGUUUUCAUGAAGAGGAGUGAAAAGCCAGAAGGAUAUAGACAAAUGAGGCCUAAGACCUUUCCUGCCAGUAACUACACUGGCAGUAGCCGGCAGAUGUUGCAAGAAAUUCGGGAAUCCCUUAGAAAUUUAUCCAAACCAUCGGAUGCUGCUAAGGCUGAGCAUAACAUGAAUAAGAUGUCAGCUGAAGAUCCUCGACAAGUCAGAAAUCCACCCAAAUUUGGGACACAUCAUAAAGCCUUGCUGGAAAUUCGAAACUCUCUACAACCAUUUGCAAAUGAAACAAGUCGGAGUACUUCAGAAGUUAAUCCACAAAUGCUUCAAGAUUUGCAAGCUGCUGGAUUUGAUGAGGAUAUGGUUAUACAAGCUCUUCAGAAAACUAAUAACAGAAGUAUAGAGGCAGCAAUUGAAUUCAUUAGUAAAAUGAGUUACCAAGAUCCUCGCCGGGAACAGAUGGCCGCAGCAGCUGCCAGACCUGUCAAUGCCAGCUUGAAACCAGGGAGUGUGCAACAAUCAGUUAACCGCAAACAAAGCUGGAAAGGUUCCAAAGAAUCCUUAGUUCCUCAGAGACAUGGCCCACCACUAGGAGAAAGUGUAGCCUAUCGUUCUGAAAGUCCUAACUCGCAGACAGAUGUAGGAAGACCUUUGUCAGGCUCUGGUAUAACGGCUUUUGCUCAAGCUCACCCUAGCAAUGGACAGAGAGUGAACCCCCCACCACCUCCUCAAGUAAGGAGUGUCACUCCUCCACCACCUCCCAGAGGCCAGACUCCUCCUCCAAGAGGUACAACUCCACCUCCCCCCUCAUGGGAACCAAACUCUCAAACAAAGCGCUAUUCUGGGAACAUGGAAUAUGUAAUCUCCAGAAUCUCUCCUGUUCCACCUGGAGCCUGGCAGGAGGGCUAUCCUCCACCACCUCUGAACACGUCCGCAAUGAAUCCUCCUAAUCAGGGUCAGAGAGGCAUUAGUUCUGUUCCUCUUGGCAGACAACCAAUCAUCAUGCAGAGUUCCAACAAAUUUAACUUUCCACCAGGAAGACCUGGAAUUCAGAAUGGUAGUGGACAGACUGAUUUUAUGAUACACCAAAAUGUCCCUGCUGGCACUGUGAAUCGGCAGCCACCGCCUCCGUAUCCUCUGACCCCAGCUAAUGGACAGAGCUCUUCCGCUCUACAAACGGGGGGAUCUGCUGCUCCUUCAUCAUAUACAAAUGGAAAUCUUCCCCAAUCUAUGAUGGUGCCAAACAGAAACAGCCAUAACCUGGAACUUUAUAACAUGAAUGCACCUGGACUGCAGACAACUUGGCCUCAGUCAUCUUCUGCUCCAGCCCAGUCCUCCCCAAGCAGUGGGCAUGAAAUCCCCACAUGGCAACCUAACAUACCAGUGAGGUCCAAUUCCUUUAAUAAUCCAUUAGGAAAUAGAACAAGUCAUCCUGCUAAUUCUCAGCCUUCAGCUACAACAGUCACUGCUAUUACACCAGCUCCUAUUCAACAGCCUGUGAAAAGUAUACGUGUAUUAAAACCGGAGCUACAGACUGCAUUAGCCCCUACACACCCUUCUUGGAUACCACAGCCAAUUCAAACGGUUCAACCUAGUCCUUUUUCUGAGGGCACUACUUCAAAUAUGACUGUUAUGCCUCCUGUUGCUGAAGCUCCAACCUAUCAAGGUCCACCUCCACCUUAUCCCAAACAUCUGCUACACCAAAACCCAUCUGUUCCUCCAUACGAAUCAAUCAGUAAAUCUAGCAAAGAGGAUCAGGCGAGCGUGCCCAAGGAAGAUGAGAGUGAAAAAAGUUAUGAAAAUGUUGAUAGUGGGGAUAAAGAAAAGAAACAGAUUACAACCUCACCUAUCACCGUUAGGAAAAACAAGAAAGAUGAAGAGCGAAGGGAAUCUCGUAUUCAGAGUUACUCUCCUCAGGCAUUUAAAUUCUUUAUGGAGCAACAUGUAGAAAAUGUACUCAAAUCUCAUCAGCAGCGUCUACAUCGUAAAAAACAAUUAGAGAAUGAAAUGAUGCGGGUUGGAUUAUCUCAAGAUGCGCAGGAUCAAAUGAGAAGGAUGCUUUGCCAAAAAGAGUCUAAUUACAUCCGUCUUAAGAGGGCUAAAAUGGACAAGUCUAUGUUUGUGAAGAUAAAGACACUAGGAAUAGGAGCAUUUGGUGAAGUCUGUCUAGCAAGAAAAGUAGAUACUAAGGCUUUGUAUGCAACAAAAACUCUUCGAAAGAAAGAUGUUCUUCUUCGAAAUCAAGUCGCUCAUGUUAAAGCUGAGAGGGAUAUCCUGGCUGAAGCUGACAAUGAAUGGGUAGUUCGUCUAUAUUAUUCGUUCCAAGAUAAGGACAAUUUAUACUUUGUAAUGGACUAUAUUCCUGGGGGUGAUAUGAUGAGCUUAUUAAUUAGGAUGGGCAUCUUUCCAGAAAACCUGGCACGAUUCUACAUAGCAGAACUUACCUGUGCAGUCGAAAGUGUUCAUAAAAUGGGUUUUAUUCAUAGAGAUAUUAAACCUGAUAAUAUUUUGAUUGAUCGUGAUGGUCAUAUUAAACUGACUGACUUCGGCCUCUGCACUGGCUUCAGAUGGACACAUGAUUCUAAGUACUAUCAGAGUGGUGACCAUCCACGGCAAGAUAGUAUGGACUUCAGUAAUGAGUGGGGUGACCCCUCUAACUGUCGAUGUGGAGAUAGAUUAAAGCCGCUAGAGCGGAGAGCUGCACGCCAGCACCAGCGAUGUCUUGCGCAUUCAUUGGUCGGGACUCCCAAUUACAUUGCACCUGAAGUGUUGUUACGAACAGGCUAUACACAGUUAUGUGAUUGGUGGAGUGUUGGUGUAAUUCUUUUUGAAAUGCUGGUGGGACAGCCGCCUUUCUUGGCACAAACACCAUUAGAAACGCAAAUGAAGGUUAUCAACUGGCAGACAUCUCUUCACAUUCCACCUCAAGCUAAGCUGAGUCCUGAAGCAUCUGAUCUUAUUAUUAAACUUUGCCGAGGACCAGAAGAUCGCUUAGGCAAGAAUGGGGCUGAUGAAAUAAAAGCUCAUCCAUUUUUUAAAACAAUUGAUUUCUCCAGUGACCUGAGACAGCAAUCUGCUUCAUAUAUUCCUAAAAUCACACACCCAACAGAUACAUCAAAUUUUGAUCCUGUUGAUCCUGAUAAGUUAUGGAGUGAUGAUAAUGAGGAGGAAAAUGUAAAUGACACUCUCAACGGAUGGUAUAAAAAUGGAAAGCACCCUGAACAUGCUUUCUAUGAAUUUACCUUUCGGAGGUUUUUUGAUGACAAUGGCUACCCAUAUAAUUAUCCAAAGCCUAUUGAAUAUGAAUAUAUUAAUUCACAAGGCUCAGAGCAACAGUCAGAUGAAGAUGAUGAUCACACAGGCUCAGAGAUCAAAAAUCGUGAUCUAGUAUAUGUUUAACACACUAGGAAAUUAUUAUAAUGAGGAUUUGCAAAAAGACCUGAAACGCAGAGUUUUUUGAGGCUCCAAGAGUAAAAUUAUGCAAAUGUGACAGAGCUGUGUAUGAGUGCUCUGUGUACAAUAUUUUAUGCUUCUAAAUUAUGGAAAAUUUUUUUAAACUGUUAAUUUAUUCCAGCCUUUUUAAUCAGUAAUUUAGAAAAAAUUGUUAUAAAGUAAAUUAUGAACUGAAUAUUAUAGUCAGUUCUUGGUACUUAAAGUACUUAAAAAAAUAGUGCUUUGUUUAAAAGGAGAAGCCUGGUAUCUAUUUGUACAUACACUAAAUAAUUUUAAAAGACAAGAGUGUUUGAAAUUUUUUUGAAAGACAGGUUUAGUUUUAUCUUGCUUUAACCAAAUAUGAAAUGUACCCCACAUUCAAAGAGCUCUUUUUUUUUUAAACCCCAUAACCUUGUUUUUGGUGCAAAUAAGCUAUAGAAAUUAAGCCAUGAUGGUGAUGAGUGUUCCUAGGCUAAUGAUAAUCUGAUAAUUUACAUUUUGGAACUGAGAAAUACAGGGUUGAAAUAGUAUGUUCAUCAGAAGAAAAAAUAAUGCAGAUUAUCUGGGGUUCCCCCCCCCCGUGGAAUAUUUAAUCUUCUAGCAUUUAUUUCUCAUGAAUUACUGGCUUUAAAAGAAGCAAAGCACUACUAUUUUUCUUUCUAUACCGGUAUUUUUUAUUUUUUUUUUAAUUUUAAUUUUUUUUUAAAGAUUUUAUUUAUUUGACAGAGAGAGACACAGUGAGAGAGGGAACACAAGCAGGGGGAGUGGGAGA